Messenger RNA from Micropterus salmoides (largemouth bass), 3936 nucleotides. RefSeq names its product MIS18 binding protein 1 (gene mis18bp1). NCBI's taxonomy places the organism in Eukaryota, Metazoa, Chordata, Actinopteri, Centrarchiformes, Centrarchidae. The transcript is spliced from 16 exons. The record is from RefSeq and is a predicted model, not a curated record. Bases 117 to 3497 code for a protein of 1126 amino acids.
AGGUUUCUAGCCAAGGGCGGCAAUAAUGAGAAAUUUGAAAUUUGCGGGCUAGCGAGCUAGCUGCUAGCAUACGCCACGGAUGUAAGUUAAUCUGUUUUCUUCCCCUCCCCAACACCAUGGCGUCAUAUCACCAUGUAUUACAACACACGAGACCGCGGUUUGAAUCUCCUGCCAAGGUGUUUGCUAAGCUAAAAUCUAAAGUGCAGAGGGAAGGGAUGUGCGCGAAGGACGGGACUUUAACAGGCAAGGCUCCGCUGUGUAACGUUAGAGAGAAACAUGGGGCAGGUUUUAGGUCGCCCAGGAAGAGAGCAGAGAGCACCUGGAUGACCGACGAUCUCAAGGAGAAUCAGAGGUUUGGUUCGUAUCGCAAUGAAGCGCAGGCCUUGACCCUGUCGCCUAUAUCGAGUCCUCAGAAAACAGGGUGCUCGUAUUCAGACCUCAGCAGCAGGCUCGUGGAGGAAAUGCCUCCUGUGACUGACAUAGGACAUGGAUGUACACAAAGACAGAGAGCCUUCCUGGAGUCAACAGUUGACUCUCGUCCCUUCAGGAAGCAGAUCCUCACAGAACCACCUCAGAUCAGAGACUUGAAUGGUUUUAAGGUGACCAGCAGGACUCCAGUAAAGAUACAGCCUGUAGAAAAUGACUAUGUAAGGAGUGUGUUUGAGGAGGAAUGUGCUCCUCUCGAAGAACUGACUUCUCCAACCUAUAUAUUUUCCCCCAUGAGGAAGAGGUUGAGGAAGAGGAAAUGGGAGCUGCAUGAGUUGAACAAAGUCAGCAGCAGUACAAAGGAGAUUAGCAAUGAAAUCAUAAGCCAGCCACGAGAAAGGAAAACCUCCAGUGCAUCAAGCAAGGAUGACACCCAGAAGAACACUCCCAUGGAUCUUGGAGGAUCCUCUGCUGACCGAUCAGAGAUGAACCAGUUCACUCAGGAAGCCAUGUUCCCACCACCAAGACCCACCGCAACGAAACGUUGUUAUGUUACUAUGGAAAAAAUUCUUCCAAUGUCUCCAGCCAAGAUGUUUGCUUACAUGAAGGAGAGGGAAAGUAAAGUGGAGCAGCUGGAGGUUCAAAAAGUCUGCAGCAGCACGAGGGAUCUCUUUGAUGGCGGUAAUUUCCAUCAGUCCAGAGACUCGCCUCCCUCCACAGCUCACAGUAUGCGUGAGAUGGAGGACAGUGCCUUUGCAAGUGCUCCAGAAAGUGUGGCGCCUGUCACCCGGCCCACAGAAGAGUCAGCUGACAGCCAGUCAGACACAGAUCCCUCUGAGGAUGCCCUGAUCCCUGCUGAGCCAUCACAAGCUGUUUUGCUUGAAGACCCUCUCGUACUCAACACGCCACGAAUCUCCAUACCGAAGAAACAAGAGGCUGUGUUCAAGCGCAACAAAUGGCCGAACUGCGCAAAAUUCCCAAGUGAGAGUGUGAUUUAUCUCAAAAAGUGGUUCCUGAGGAAGAAUCAUAAGGGCCUCUUUGUUGAUGGAAUCCACAGGGAGAACAACAUACCAUGGAACAGUAACAUCAUCACUGAGAGGGUUUCUAAUUGUGUGGUAAAGACUAUCUCUGGGAGGGUUUACGUCUUGGUUGGCAAGAUGAACUUUGACGUUCACUCCGUGUUUCCAAAGUGGCUUUUGAAGAAGUUUGUUAAUGGCUUUCCUCCAAACUGGAAGGCACUUUAUGAGAAGUUCCUGUCAGAGUCAAGAGACAGAGAAACAGAGGGGAGCAGUAAGGGGAGAAGCAUCAUAGCAAAGACAAAAUCUGGCGCAUCGUCCAUCAAUGGAUCUGUGAAGCGGUGCAGGCAAAAGCCUAUGAAGACACCUGCUUCCUGCCCUCCUGCCUCCUCUUCUUGUACAAAAGUGUCUCGAAGUGGUCGCGUGAUCAAGGCGCCUCUGGAGUACUGGAAAGGAGGGAGAGUCAUCCUUGAUGCACACAUGAAUGUUACCAUCCAUGAAUGUUAUGACACCUCCAUCUGCCAGCCUGAGGUCGCCACAAGAGUGUCUGCGGGCGCGUCACAGAAACCUGCCCGCGUUUUCCUGCCCUGCAGUGAAAGCCAUAAGCAGUGUGAAUCGGCGAGUGACGAAGAGGCACCAGUACCACUGAGGAGAGUCAAGGCGCCUAUCCGCACACGCAACAGAGCCAAGGUUAACCAUGAAAAGAAGCCCUCUUGUUCACCUGAACCACCCGUGGAGACAUUUAGCAGCCCUGACGAGUGGUCUGGCAGAAGGACAAGGUCCAGCCAAAGGUGUCCAGCUACAGAGAGAACACAGCAUGUGGACAUUGUCCCUCAAAAGCAAAGAGAACCUGAGAAGUCUUCAACACGGAGGUCAAAAAAACAGACGCAUGACACCACAAGGCCUUCAGUGAGAGCCUCGGGGAGCAAGCGGGCUGUCGCAGCAUCCACAGAAUCUUCCACUGUUAAUGAUAAAACAUCACCCCAUCAGUCGUCAGAUGAUGAGUUCUGUGUUAGGAGAAAGAAGAGCGGGAAAGAAGUGCACAGGAAGACGGGCGUGAAGGUUCUCAACAAGUCGCAGGCGAGCGACAUGUUUUUGUCGUCAUCCAAGUCGUCUGAGGAGAGCGGGGAGGAACUGAAGAAGAGAACCAGAGCUAGAGUGACCAGAAAUAGCGAUGCUAUACAAACACAAACCAAGCAUAAACGGAGCAAAUGCACCAAGACAUCCCCACCCACAAACCCUUUGCCUAAGUCAACACAAUCCAGCAAGAAACACAAGGCAAGCACAGGCAACACACAGCAUCAAGAUGAAGAAGAGUGGACCGAAGCAGAGCUCAUGAAGCUACAAGAGGCAGUGUGCUACUAUCCAAAGCACAGGGCAGGCUACUGGGCAAAGGUGGCGAGGAGGGUGGGAACACGUUCUGCAGAAGAGUGCCACAAGCAGCACACAUCCUGGGGAACCUCCCAGACUCCUGCCAAGAGAGCCAAGAAUCCCAAAAAGGAAAAAAUGGAAGCACCAAAAGAUCCAGUUACAGAUCAUCCUGUGAUAUCUGCCCGGGUGGGAACCUUAAAGAGAAAGCAGCAGGUGCGUCAGUUCCUGGAGGCCAUGCCCAGAGAAGAUGUUGAUGACGUUUUCAGCACUGCGUACAUGCAGAAUAAACGGUUUGAGAUGCCCUCCAUGUGUCCGAGUGAUGACCAUGACUCCACAUUGUCAGACCUGGAGCCCCUGACCCCCAUGUCAACAGGCUUCCCCGAAGUAAAGACACCUCAGUGUCUGCAUAUCACUCCUGGCAUGAUGGGCUCCCCAAACAGUAACAACAACGACAAGUACGUCUAUCAACUCCAGAAGAGGAUGAAAAAAAGUCAGUUUAAUGUCUACAAACAGGCUCCUCCUGUAAAGAGCUUCACACCCACGCCAUCAGUUAAACGAACGAUGAGAAGAUGUGGUAACACGGAAAAUGAUACCUUUGUUGUUUGGGAGAUGUUCCCGGGAAACAAUGGAGCGCUGUCUGAAAGCGACGAGGAGGAAGAUUUUUACUUCUCAGAGAACGAGUGAUUGGAGUUGAAACAUUAUAUCAUUUUUUUAUUAUUAUUAUUCUAAAAUGACUCACAUAAAUUAAAAUCAAUGGAACAGAGGAGAGAUGUGAUAUUUGCCUUGUGUUAACUCCUCAAAUGUGAACAAUAGAAUAGUUGAAAAGGAGUUGAACUCAUCAGUGUGAAACAAACUGAGGAUAUGAUUUAAAUAGGAUAUAAAUUGAAGCUUUUAAACUUAAACCACAGUGGAAUGUGUACAUGCAAUUGUGUUUUAAGACAGUGUGGCGUUUUGUAAAGUUAAGUUUAAUAGUUAGAAAUAGUUUUACUAUUUUAAUAUGCUGUCAAAAACAGACUUGUGCUGCCGUCUUCCAGUAUGUCCCUGUAACAAUGGUUUUUGUUUAAAGUUUUAGUCCCAAGAGUCAGUUGUAACCAUCCUAUUAAUAAACAUUCUUUAAUUCUUA